This is a messenger RNA of Mangifera indica (mango), 1349 nucleotides long. Its product is annotated as pectate lyase. The transcript has 5 exons. The record is from RefSeq and is a predicted model, not a curated record. Bases 152 to 1147 code for a protein of 331 amino acids. Lineage: Eukaryota; Viridiplantae; Streptophyta; Magnoliopsida; Sapindales; Anacardiaceae. Gene Ontology annotation, molecular function: pectate lyase activity.
AUUGUAAGUAUGUCCAACAAGAUAACAAUAGAUGCAUAUUAGAGGAUUACCUCUGAUCCACUUCUUUGUUUAGUCAACUUCGUUCGUGAUCCGAACGAAAAAAAUACAGAUCAGAGAUUGUCUUCCAAGCUCCAGAAGAAGAAGAAAAAGAAUGGGUUCACUUCCGUACGGCGACGUGGAGAACAGUCUGAGAGCAUUGGCUGGUCGGGCCGAGGGUUUUGGAAGAUUCGCCAUGGGCGGGCUGCACGGGCCGCUCUACUUCGUCACAAAUUUAUCCGAUGAUGGUCCAGGAUCACUUCGGGAGGGAUGCCGGAGAAAAGAACCAUUGUGGAUUGUUUUUGAAGUUUCAGGUACAAUUCAUCUUGCUUCAUACUUGAGUGUAUCAUCUUAUAAGACGAUUGAUGGCCGGGGCCAGAGAGUUAAGCUUACCGGGAAAGGGUUGAGAUUGAAGGAAUGUGAACAUAUAAUUGUAUGCAAUCUAGAGUUUGAAGGUGGUAGAGGACAUGAUGUUGAUGGCAUUCAAAUAAAGCCAAAAUCUAGACACAUAUGGAUAGAUCGAUGCAGCCUUAGUGAUUUUGAUGAUGGGCUCAUUGAUAUCACGAGACAAAGCACCGAUAUUACAGUUUCUAGAUGUUAUUUUUCUCGGCAUGAUAAGACAAUGCUUAUUGGAGCAGACCCCUCUCAUGUCGAAGAUAGAUGCAUUCGAGUGACCAUUCACCAUUGUUUUUUUGAUGGGACAAGGCAAAGACAUCCUCGCCUUAGAUUCGGGAAGGUUCAUCUAUACAAUAAUUACACCAGAAAUUGGGGCAUUUAUGCAGUUUGUGCUAGUGUAGAAUCCCAGAUAUACUCCCAAUGCAACAUAUAUGAAGCAGGACAGAAGAAAAAGACCUUUGAAUACUAUACAGAGAAGGCAGCAGAUAAGCCAGAAGCAAAGUCUGGCGUAAUAAUAUCUGAAGGAGACUUGUUCCUAAAUGGAGCACAAGCAUGCUUAUUGACCGAAGUGGGGGAUGAUCAUGUUUUCCACCCAAGUGCAUAUUAUCCGACAUGGACAAUGGAAGCAACCUCAGAUUCUUUAAAGGAUGUUCUCAGAAUUUGUACGGGUUGGCAAUCCAUUGCUCGACCAGCAGACCUUAUGGUAGCGACAUAGCUUUUUAAUAUCGUCUUUGUGCAUGCAUCUUGAAUAUGCGGUGACAUUUAAAUGCAUUCAUUUGUGUUUUGAUUUUUCCUUGGGAAAAAAAUUAUACAAUUAUGGAAAGUUUUGGCUGCAAAAAACCAUUAUCAGAAUAUAAUUAAUGUAGUGUGUGUAACUAUGUAUUUAAUAUUGUUUCAGAACUCGUCAGUUUGCUUGA